GACCGCAAAACGUGCAGACUGGCGGGUGUCAAUUGCGCUGGAAUGACAUUACAUGGUUUUAAUUUUUCUCUGAUAUCGGCCGGCCAUAUACAGUAAUUUGUUUGAGACCCCUGAAUUUAAAUAAUUAUUUUUUAUAACGAUGGUGGCCUAUAUAAUGUGCCGAUUUACUUGUGAAGUUGUUCAGCUGGUUGACAUGGCAUUGAUUACUGCUUUUUAAGAAAGUGCAUGUAGUCUCACACUGCAGAAGUCCAUUGCUCAGUUGUCAGCAUGCUCAGCGUGUCGCCUGUGAUGUGUCCUGCACAGCAGCAGGCUACAUUGCGUUUAAUGGACUAAUACUUCUUCAACCCAUUAAAUGAUUCCUUUCUCUCUCCCUGCCAGUGAUGGCUCCCUCUAUCAAUCUCUUCACCUUCCUCGUCCUGUCCCUGGUGGGGGGCAGCUCUUCAUGGGACUUAGCUUCGCCUUGCGGAUCCGGCUCCAUCCUGACAAGGCCCUACACGGCCUUGUGUGAGCUGGAUGCGGUGUGGGGCUUGGUGGUGGUGGUGGCAGCAGCGGCGGCGGCCCUCGCCUCGCUGAUCCUGCUCCUGGUGGUACUGUGUCGCCUGCGGAAGAUCACAGAGGCUGAGGAGCGCAGCGGGGUGGCGCCGCUACUCCUGCUGCUCGCAGCCAUAUUUGGGCUCUGUGGCCUCAGCCUGGGAUACAUCGCUGAGCACCAAGAGAGCCUCUGCUUUGCCCGGCGUGUCCUGAGGGGGGUGUUGCUUGCUAUCUGCAACACCUGCCUAGUGUUUCAUGGUCUGCGACUGCGCCGGUUGGGACAAGGUGCUCAUAGCCCCAGCACAGGUCAACUGAUGGGGCUGGCGGUGGCCUUGGCCGUGGUGGAUCCGGAGUGGAUCCUUCUAGCCACGAUGUCCACGUGCCAGCCAGCCUGUGAAUACCAGCCGCUGGACUUUGCGCUGGCCACCACUUAUGUGCUGGUCCUGCUCCUGGCAGCACUGGUGGGGGCGGCCUGCAGUCUGUGGAGGCAGCAGCCACGGUGGAGGUGCAGGACCACGUGGCUGCUCAUCACCUGCCUGGCCUCAGUCCUGCUGUGGGUGGCCUGGAUCACUUUCUGCCUGUAUGGCAACGUGGCGCUUGGCCUGUCCCCAACAUGGGACAACCGGGUACAGGCAGUGGUGCUGCUGGCACAGGCAUGGCUGCUCAUACUGCUGCACGCUGCUCCUGAGGUCCACGCCACCUUACGGCCCCCAUCCCGCAUGAGAGAGGCCAGUUUAGAGGAGGGCCUUUCUCACCUGUAGUUUGGAGCAAACCAGGGCUUCAUGUUCAGUGACAACAACUCAGGUAUGGUACUUUGUUUUCGCUUCUUUGACCUACUC
Messenger RNA from Brienomyrus brachyistius, 1370 nucleotides. Its product is annotated as G-protein coupled receptor family C group 5 member B-like. Gene Ontology annotation, molecular function: G protein-coupled receptor activity; protein kinase binding; protein kinase activator activity. The coding region runs from base 381 to 1292 and encodes 303 amino acids. The transcript has a single exon. The record is from RefSeq and is a predicted model, not a curated record. Gene Ontology annotation, biological process: G protein-coupled receptor signaling pathway. Lineage: Eukaryota; Metazoa; Chordata; Actinopteri; Osteoglossiformes; Mormyridae. Gene Ontology annotation, cellular component: extracellular exosome; signaling receptor complex; intracellular membrane-bounded organelle.